Messenger RNA from Symbiodinium sp. CCMP2592, 453 nucleotides. Lineage: Eukaryota; Dinophyceae; Suessiales; Symbiodiniaceae. The record is from the annotation of a GenBank genome assembly.
AUGGAGCCGGCCAUCAAGGCUGGAAACUUGCAGGCACCGGAGAUUGAAGAUUUCUUCAGCAAGAACAUCAUCAAAGUGAAGGGCGGGCAGGACAUAAAGAAUUGUGGUUUCGGCGGAAAGUGCAAGACCAAGGAGAAGAGGACGUCGCGAUGGCUGGAUUUCAAGACGGCCACCGACCUUCUCGGUGGGGCCUUUCGCUACAGCGCUGGUGACAUUCCGGAUUACUUGCCGCAGGUUCAGAUCAUCCGCUCCUUCGCAAAGAAGGUGACUCGAAUGGAGGAAGCCAUUCAGGAAGGCAAGACUGACGAGGUCCAGCAGCUUUUUGCCAAAUCCAAGCUGGAUUUGUCGAGGUACCUUCCGCUUGUGGAGCUGGAGCCUCUGGACUCACAGGACUACACCCACGAAUGGGACACACGACCGGAGGUGAUCUGUCAGGGCACAUUCUGCGUGUGA